GAUCAAGUAUUUGUAGAAUUAGAGCUUUUAAUAUUUUUGAAGUUGACAUGGUUUUUUGUGACUGUUUUUAAGAUGAAAAGCAAAAGUCGUUCUGAUUUAUCAGAACUCAAAGUAGGACAAAGCACUAUUGAAGAUAUAAUGUCAAGAGCUUAUGACAGUUUUGAUAUCCAGCUCAGCAGUAUACAGUUACUGUACAGCAAGCAUGAUGAGAACUGGCAAGAAGCUCGGAAGCUGAAAUACUCAUCUCAACAUAUCUUGCAGCCCUUGGAUGUAAAGGUGGAAUUUAGCAGGGCUAUGGUUGUUACAGAUGCAAGAAUGCCCAAGUUCAAACUGUCUGGUCAGCUGCCUUUACUUUCUAUCCAAAUAUCAGACCAGAAGCUGACAAGUAUCUUGGAGCUAAUUGAUAGCAUUCCUAAGCCUGAAAGUGCUCCUGCUACCAGUUCUCCUCCAAAAAUAACUGAGGCUGCAAUAUCCCCUGUGCUCUCAGCACCACAUUUAUCACAAGGUGUGUUUCCUGUUUUGGAUCUUCAUUCAUUUGCUGAGUCAGAGUCAGAAGAAGAAUUUUAUGAUGCCCUAAGCAGUCCUGUGGAAGACAUGCCAUUUUUUGAAGCUCCAUCUGGUUCCCUCAAGCGAGCUACCAGUACCAGGCGAAAAAAACUACAUAAACAAGAGUCUUUGAAAAAUAUGACAGAAUUCCAGCUAACAUUUGAAGUAGCUGAGGUCUUAAUUAAAUUAUGCCGUCUUACUGGUAAUACCGAGACACCUGUGCUGCAGCUUGAUAUUGUAGGGUUAGGCACUGAACUUAAAUUAAGAACAUUUGACAUGACUGCAAAUGCUUUCCUUCGUGAAGUUUGUCUGCUGUGCCCAGAGUAUAUGGAUGAUAAUGACAAGCCAGUUUACAUAAUUACUACUUUGGAUAAUAUAGAAGAUGAUCUUCUCACUCUGGAGUACAUAAAGGCUGAUAUUAAUGGACCAGAACUGAAAACUACCUAUCAGAAUGUUCUACAGAAAAUAAAGGUGAACUUUUCAUCUCUAGAUGUUCAUUUGCAUACUGAAGCUCUGCUGAAUGCUAUGAACUAUCUGAACAAUCUUCUACCCAAACAAGAAACUAAAGUUGCAGAAGAACUGGUCCAUGAAAAAAUAGAGGAGAAGAAGGAUGUUCUUAAGAAACUAACAUCAAAAAAGUCGAAGUAUGAAGACGUUAUUGACCUCAAUAUCUGUGCAGAUUUAUCCUGUUUACGUAUCUUUAUUAGAGAGAAAAAACAUAGAAUAGCUGAAAUUCACAUUGAAGGUCUGGAUAGCCAAGUGAUCAUGAAGAAGGCAGCAACAGAAGUGACUGCAAAAUUAAAGAACAUCAUUAUUGUGGAUUCCGAUGAGACGGCAUUGUAUAAAAAGGCUCUUUACAUCACAGGAAAAGAAGUAUUCAACUUUAGAAUGAUAUCUUAUGUGAAUGCUACAGAUGGCAUUGCAUAUACAAAUAUGGAUGUUGUUGACAAUCGUAUUUACCUGACUGUGGGAUGUAUUCAAGUAGUUUUUGUCAACAAGUUUGUUUCAUCUAUUUUGGCUUUUAUAAAUAACUUUCAAGCUGCCAAGGAAGCUCUUACUGAGGCAACUGUUCAAGCAGCAGAGAAAGCAGCUACAGGUGUAAAAGAGCUAGCGGAGCGUAGUUCCCGUUUGGCACUAGAUAUCAAUAUUAAAGCGCCUGUUGUGAUAGUUCCACAGUCAGCAAUGUCUGCGAAUGUCCUGGUGGCUGAUCUUGGUCUAAUCACUGUGAAGAAUCAAUUCUUUAUCGCUAAAACAAAAGCACGGUAUAAUCUCCCGCCUGUCAUUGACUCUAUGACCGUGAAAUUGAGUGAACUAAAGUUGUACAGAUCAUGCUAUGAGCAGGGUUCAUUGCAAACUGAAGUACAGUUGCUGCAGCCACUCAAUCUGGAAGUUGCUGUUGAACGAAACUUAGCUGCCACAUGGUAUAAUGAAGUUCCUGACAUUGAAAUAUCUGGUCGACUCAAGCCUAUGAAUCUAAUUCUGAGUCAGGAGGAUAUUACCACAAUAUUGAGGACACUAAAUGAAAAUAUAGGUGGAAGCUCUGGUGCAUCAACAUCUUUACCAGAACCAAAAGAUACGACUAGCCAUUGUAGUGAUUUGCAUAGUACUUCACAGCACUCUGCAGGUGUAACUGUUGUGACAUCAGCUGUGGUGGAACUGCAUUCACCUAUGAAAAUAAAAACAACACUAAAACUGGACUUCAGAUUUGACUCUCUGACUUUAGUAUUGUAUAGUCCAAAUUCAAAACAGGUUACAAAUUUGGAUCAGAGAGAUGACCUUUUGAAGCUUGCAGAGUUUAAGUUAGUUUUGAUGUCAGCUGCUGUCAAAAUGUUAUCAGAUGGUUCAAUGAAUGCUUCAGUCAAGCUGGCAAAUUGUACAUUAGAUGAUAAAAGACAGUCAAUCCAGAAGGCUACACCAAGAAUGGUGGAAAUGAAACAUGGAUUUGAAAAGAAAGUUAUGGUGGAUAUAAGCUAUAAACAGGGGAGAGAUGGCACUGUUCUUGAUGUGAUUGUUCAAGAGAUAUACCUUUGUGCAAGCAUGGAGUUCCUACUUACUGUUGCAGAUAUAUUCCUGAAGGCUAAUGCAGAAAGUGCUGCUGCACAGAGAAAUCUCAAACAGUCAUUACCUUUAAAGGAGCAAGCACCUGUGCAGGCUGUAUCUACAAUGGAAAUGAACAUUGUUGUUAAAAAUCCAGAGAUUGUGUUUGUGGCCGAUUUAACAAGAAGUGAUGCUCCUGCAUUGGUGGUUACAACACAGUGCGAGGUCUUCAUUAAAAAUAGCCCUGAAAGGUAUAGCAUGACAGCUGCUGUUAAAGAGAUACAAAUGAGAGCAUGCCCAUUUCUUCCAGAAAAAAGGAAGGGAAACAUUACUACGGUAUUACAGCCUUGUGACUUCUUCUUUGAAAUGAAACAGUCAGGUACUAAUCCACAGACAGCUGAUCUAACGAUUAAAUCUCUAACAAUAAAAGUUUCACCAAUAAUCAUUAACACAGUAAUUACUAUUACAUCAGCCCUUUAUCAAACUGCAGAAACAACAGAAGAAGAAAUUAGUCAAAUUCCUCCAGACUUGUGGAAUAAGAAAGAUAUAAAAAAUCUAAAAAUGUGGUUUCUUGAAGAGUCAAGUGAAAAUGAAGAUACAAAUCCAACUGCUGAACUGGUUCCCACAGGAGAGUCACUGAAAAUGAGUAUAGAAUCUGUUUUUCUAACACUUGAAGCUGGGGUUGGGCACCGAACUGUACCAAUGCUUUUAGCCAAGUCCUCAUUUCUUGGAGAAGUCAAAAACUGGAGUACUCUAAUCAACCUACGUUCUCAUCUUGAGCUAGAGGUACACUAUUUUAACGAGAUGUUUGGGGUGUGGGAACCUUUGCUUGAACCACUAGAAGUUGAGAAGAGUGAUUUAUUCAAACCAUGGAUUCUUGAAAUCAAGAUGAAGAAGAAGGCUAAAAAGGCAUUGGUUGAAUCAGAUGCAGAAGAAGAAAACUACAAAGUUCCAGAAUAUAAAACAGUAAUAAAUGUUUCCUCAAAAGACCAGCUGAACAUUACUCUAUCCAAAUGUGGGCUACAAAUGUUAAGUAACUUGGGCACGGCAUUUGCUGAAGCAGCUAGUCAAACUUCAGACAUCUUCAAAAAAGACCGAGCACCAUUUGUAAUAAUAAAUUCUUUAGGACUUCCCAUCACUGUCUUGCCUAGUGAUUCCUUUAGUGUCCUUAAUGUUGAAUUUGGAGAAAAAAAAUUUCAUUUAAGAGAUGGAGAGAAUUUAAAUAUGGAAUUUGUCAGAACUAAAAAUGAGAGUGACCAGUUCACAGCAAUGACAACUCUGAGUAGCAAGAGGUUUUACAUUCAGAUAUAUCCUCAUAACCAUUCCACUGUGGAAAAGAUUCCAUUGACAAAAGUGGGUCGAUGUAUUUACAGAGUGAGACAUGAGGAAUCCGGUGUUGAAAGGUCCAUUGUCUGCCAAAUUGAUACUGUUGAAGGAAGCAAGAUGAUAACUAUACGUUCUCCUGUUCAGAUAAGGAAUCAUUUUUCAAUCCCAUUAAAUAUUUUUGAGGAAGGAAGAUGUUUAGGGACUGCUUCACCAGAAAAUGAAUUCAACAUACCAUUGUCCUCUUACAGAUCCGUACUGAGUCUGCAACCGCUACCCAAUGAAAAUGGAGUGGAUGGAGAAUAUGAUAUGUGUGAAGGAAUUACAUUUGAUGAAAUUAUGAAAAACGUUGACAGUUUAUUACAAAGGAAAUGCCAGUCUGUGAGGUCAACUAACCAUUCACUUAUCAUCAAUAUUGUUCCUGUAAAAGACACAUUAACAUCUUCAUUAUGUGCAGAAGAUCAAUGGGAUUUUCCAUAUGUUGUUCAUUUAUGGCCCUCUGUUCUUCUCCGCAAUCUCCUUCCUUAUCAAAUAACUUACUCUGUUGAGGGAAAUGGGAACAAAUAUGACACUCUACAAGAAGGGUGUUCAGCUCAGAUUCAUAAUGCAGUCUUGGAUCAAACAAAACUAGAUUUACAGUUGCUUAACUAUCUUGAUCAAAACUGGAAAAGUGAAUACCAUAUAAAAAGCAAUCUACCAGACAUCAGCUUCACAACGUUUUACUGUAUCACAGAGUUGGAUAAGACUGAACUGGAUAUUGCUGUCCACGUGACCUAUACAACUGGGCAGAUGGUUGUAGCAAUUCACAGUCCAUACUGGAUGGUAAAUAAAACCGGUCGAAUGUUGCAGUACAAAGCUGAUGGUAUUCACCGCAAGCAUCCUCCAGAUUACAAAAAGCCACUCCUUUUUUCUUUCCAGCCCAAAAACUUCCUCCAAAAUAACAAGGUGCAACUUAUGGUAACUGACAGUGAACUGUCUGAUCAGUUUUCACUGGACACUGUUGGAAGCCAUGGGUCUGUGAAAUGCAAGAGUCAUAAAAAGGAAUAUCAAGUCGGUGUCACCAUAAACAACAGCAGUUUUAAUAUUACUAGAAUUGUAACUUUCACUCCGUUUUUUAUGAUCUCAAAUAGAAGCAAAUACACUUUGGAAGUAGCUGAAGAAGGCAAGGAAAAGUGGAUUCCUCUUGUUUUGCAACAG
Balearica regulorum gibbericeps (East African grey crowned-crane) is the source of this 5103-nucleotide messenger RNA. NCBI's taxonomy places the organism in Eukaryota, Metazoa, Chordata, Aves, Gruiformes, Gruidae. The record is from RefSeq and is a predicted model, not a curated record.